GCUCGUUACUGUUUGAUAGGAUGGGGUGCCGGAGGACUACGCCACAUUGGCGCAUGUUUUGGAAUUUUUGGAGGCGUAAGCGCGGCGAAGGGGAAGCCAAUAAAGAGGACAUUAUGUCUCUGAACUUUAGGAGUUCAAACAAUCGGUUAUUGAAGUUGAAAUAGUUUCUUGUUUGGUGUUUGUUUCGCGGUGUUGCAGGUUAUGAUCGAGCCCAAGGGAAUGAGAAUGGGUGAAUGUCAUGGAGAAGAAGGCGCGCGGUUUCUGUGUGGAUGCGCUGGUUGCCGGAGUUUAUUGAGAGAGGGGGUGUGUUGCUGAGCUGGGUUUUUGAUUGUUUCUCGGCUUUGCAACUAUAUCCGAUGAUGUGGAUGCUAGGACAGCAGUGGCACUUUGACGUUUGCAUAUUCUCUGUGAAAAUGAUCACCGUCAUGAGACUUGAGCGAGCAGAAACAAUACGAUUGCUCGCCACGGUCGUACUAGAACCAGCACCACAAAAGUUCUCAUUGGGAGAGCAUAUGUGCCGCUAGGCCCCCACUUUGAGCUCAUUCGAGCCGUGCUGUUUAUAAGCCA
Molecule: messenger RNA, 567 nt
Organism: Westerdykella ornata
Lineage: Eukaryota; Fungi; Ascomycota; Dothideomycetes; Pleosporales; Sporormiaceae
Exons: 1
Coding region: 234-524 (96 amino acids)
Source: RefSeq, a predicted model, not a curated record